CUUCUUCCAAGCCUGUCCCUCUCUCUCUCUCUCUCUCUCUCUCUCUCUGUGAAGUGCGCCAUGAAAGAGGGAAGGUUUUUCCCCAAUUUGUUUACGACAUAAAAGCUUUCGCCUUUUUUUUCCUUUUGUCUCUCUGAGAUGCGUGUCCGUUCUUCGCAAAGCUGGCUCUUAGUGGAAAUUUCCCUCCACCUCACUAAUUUAGCGUCAUAGCUUUAUAGCUUUCCUGAUUCAGAACUGACUUUGAGCGGAUGAAGAAGCCAUUGUCAUUGAUACAGAGCACCUCCUCUUCCAUCCAGCAGCCAUGGUCUUCUCUUUUCCCUCUUGCAGUGCCAGUGCCCCCCGAAUCCACUUCAAGAUUGGUGGCUCGAGGCUGAGUGAUACGUCUCCGGUCCCAUUGCACGUUCGAACUUAUCGAGCCCACUCUAUUGCUGUAACAAGCUGUAAGUCUGAGUUUCCCAUCGAUAACUGGAGUUUUGCUGGAGGGUCAAGAUUUGCAGUCAGACCUCAGAUUGCAACUAUCAGCAUCAGUAGAAGAUGCUCCCAAGUACAUGCUUCAUGGCUUGCAACUUCUCAAAUUGCUAGCAGCGUUUUCACUUUAGGAACUGUCGCAGUUCUCCCAUUCUACACUCUAAUGGUGGUUGCCCCGAAGGCCGAACUGACUAAGAAAUCCAUGGAGAGUGGCAUACCCUAUAUAGUCCUUGGGCUUCUUUAUGCUUACCUACUAUACCUCUCUUGGACACCCGAUACAUGGCGGCUGAUUUUUGCAAAUAAAUAUAUGCUACCUGAGCUGUGGCACAAGCUCUCAAAAUUGCUCGGCAUGGCACCAAUUAUGAGAUUUGUGUCAAACGUGGCACAACAUUAUUCUUUCCGUAAAAAACUAACGGGAUGCAUACGCACGUGAAAUGUUGUGGGUCCCAAUUAUUGCCAAAUAGAUUUAUGCUCGUUAACCCAAACCCCCUUCCGACCUGAAUUUGGCCCCGUCCUAUCUCUAUAGCAAGUGCUCUUUGUAACUGGGACUCCAAAUUCAAGUCAGGAGGGGGUUUGGGUCGUGUGGGUUAAGGGCCGUAAAUUUAUUUGGCAAUAAUUGGGAUCUACGGACAUUCUACGUAUGCGCCAUGUAUGCAUCCCGUUAGUUUUUUUAUGGAAAUAAUAACGUCGUGCCACGUUUAACAUUAAUCUCAUAGUUGGUGCCACAUCGCGCACUUUUAAAAGUUUGUGCCACAGCUGACACAACCCUUAAAUGUUGUACCAUGCCAUGUAUUUUGCCCUUAAUUCUUUGAAUCAUAUU
This is a messenger RNA of Punica granatum (pomegranate), 1288 nucleotides long. NCBI's taxonomy places the organism in Eukaryota, Viridiplantae, Streptophyta, Magnoliopsida, Myrtales, Lythraceae. The record is from RefSeq and is a predicted model, not a curated record.